Molecule: messenger RNA, 1842 nt
Organism: Chaetomium globosum CBS 148.51
Lineage: Eukaryota; Fungi; Ascomycota; Sordariomycetes; Sordariales; Chaetomiaceae
Exons: 2
Coding region: 1-1842 (613 amino acids)
Cellular component (GO): mitochondrion
Source: RefSeq, a predicted model, not a curated record
AUGGCGCCGGGACGUGCCCUACACUCAAGAUGGCUAGGAAGGGUCUUCAACAUUGAGCGCAGAGCUACGCCAUCAGAGGUACCGCUGUAUCUUUGCCCUGCAUUUCGGUCACUUUCCACUGAGCACGCGACACUCCGCCGGUCAUACCGAGCAAAAACGAGCCCCGUCCGAGUACGACGGUUGCAUACGGAAACCGUCGCAUCUGUCAACGUAGAACCGCUCGCUUUAAACAACCAACCCACCAAGACACUACCUCUACAAUGCCACGGGUGCGGCGCCUUGUCGCAAACCACGGUCCCCGACGAGGCCGGUUACUACGAUGUAUCACGGAAGGCGGUCAAGCGGUAUCUGGGUUUGAUGCAGGAAACGGACGAGGAGAAACCCCAAGAAACCGACCAAAUCGUACAGCAAGCGCUGCAGUCAGUCGAUGUCGAAGCCCUAGAACGGCAGGGCAUCAACCUCAAGGCGCUAUUGCCGGAGCGCGAACCCGUGGUCAAAGCCGCGCCGGCGGUAGAAAAACCCCCCCUUUGCGACCGUUGCCACACCUUGAUCCAUCACGCCUCCGGCAACUCGAUCUACCACCCCAGCAUCGAAUCCCUGCGCGACACUAUCGACGAGUCGCCGUACAAGCACAACCACGUGUACCACGUCCUAGACGCCGCUGACUUCCCAAUGUCCCUGCUCUCAAAGCUCCACGGUUUGUUGGAUGUCACUUUGCGUACCCAGAACCGCCGCUCAAAAUCAGUCAAGUACCAACACGGGAGGAGGAUUGAGAUGAGCUUCAUCAUCAGCAGGUCCGAUCUCUUGGCACCCCAGAAGGCUCAGGUGGACUCGCUGAUGCCAUACCUCAAGGAAACAUUGCGGGAGGCACUCGGCAGGGUCGGCGGGCGUGUCAGACUUGGGAAUGUUCACUGCGUCAGCGCGAAGAGGGGUUGGUGGACCAAGGACCUCAAGGAGGAGAUCUGGAAACGCGGCGGCACGACCGCCUCACCCAUCCGCGUGCCCUUCGGCUCGGGCCGCGGCGAGCUGAUCGACCUCCCCGGCCUCGCGCGAAGCGACCUCGAGUACCACAUCACGCCGUCCCAACGCUCCUCCCUCAUCAUGAAGGCGCGGGUCCUCCCGGAGCAGCAGGUGCUCAAACCGGGCCAGUCCCUCCUCCUCGGCGGCUUCCUGCGCCUCACCCCGCGCAACACGGCCGCCGCCGGCGACGACGAGCUCGUCUUCCUCGCGUACGCCUUCACUCCGCUCGACGCCCACACCACCGCCACCGACAAGGCCGUCGCCGUGCAGACCCAGGCCCCCGACGCGCCCCACGUCGAGAACAUCGCCCUGCCGGGCACGGGCGCCAAGAUCCGUCACGCCGGCGCCUUUCAGCUGCGCUACGAUGUGACGAAAGCCCGCACCGGCCCGCUCACGCGCAAGGAGGCGGUCGGGUUGAAGGUGGAUCAGCUGCCGUACCGCGUGCUGGGGCUGGACAUCCUGGUGGAGGGGUGUGGGUGGGUGGAGGUGGUGGUGCAGGUGCGCACGCGGCAGCUGUUCCCCAGUGGUGGUGAUGGGGGGUGGGGGGAUGGGAAUAUGCAGACGCUGGAUCUGCGGCCGGAGCCGGUGAAUGUGGAGAAGAGGAGGUCGAGGGAGGAGGAGGAGAGGGGGGUGGAGGCGAGGUGGCCUGUCAUUGAUGUGUAUAGUCCGGAGGGGGCGUUUAUUGGGUAUCGGUCGCCGAUGAAUGCGUGGAUGUUGAACAAGCCCAAGCGGGAUACCAGGGCGCGGCCGAGGAAGAGUAUGAAGGGGGCGAAGAAGAGGGAGAAGAGGGAGAGGAGGGCGAGGGAGGCGGCGGAUGUAUAG